GGCGGACACUCCCUUAAAAAACCGGAAACUCGGUGAUGAGGAAGAAGUAGUUAGCAAGCUAGCUAACAACAGCGAAUUAUAUAUAUAUAAAAAACUUGUAUAUUCGUCGCCUCAAAUUCUCAACCAUGUCGGGAUCAUCCAGCAUCGUAGCUAUGAAGAAAAUCGUCCAACAGUUGCGCCUUGAAGCCGGCAUAAACAGAGUUAAGGUGUCCCAGGCCGCGGCGGACCUGCAGCAGUUCUGCCUUCAGAACGCCAUGCAGGACCCCCUGCUCACCGGCAUGUCGUCCAGCAACAACCCGUUCAGACCGCAGAAGGUUUGCUCCUUCCUAUAGCACCGACUGACCGACCCUCUGCCUCCGUUUUGAACAUUGUGGUGCCUUGUGGAACCUGGCUUCAGGACCUGCGCUGUGGACUAGAAUCGUCUCAGGAGUGUUCGGGAACUUGGGGACAAGCAAACUAACUUAACAAGUUUUUUACUUUUGCCUUUUGUAAGAUCUCACACAGAAACAUUUCCAGGUGCUUUUGUGGCACAGUAAACGUCUUAACCUUCUUGCAUAGAAGUAACUAACUCAUAUCAACACACAUGUGCCUUUUUGAAUUGUACAUUUUUCAUGCCUGACUUUAAUAAAUAAAUGGUAUUCCCACAUUUUAAA
Molecule: messenger RNA, 653 nt
Organism: Chelmon rostratus (copperband butterflyfish)
Lineage: Eukaryota; Metazoa; Chordata; Actinopteri; Chaetodontiformes; Chaetodontidae
Product: guanine nucleotide-binding protein G(I)/G(S)/G(O) subunit gamma-5
Exons: 3
Coding region: 126-332 (68 amino acids)
Biological process (GO): G protein-coupled receptor signaling pathway
Cellular component (GO): heterotrimeric G-protein complex
Molecular function (GO): G-protein beta-subunit binding
Source: RefSeq, a predicted model, not a curated record